GUGGCAAUUUGCGCUGGCUGCAACAUUUUGCCAACUUGGGCAGCAUUUCUUGUCGGGAUCGGGUCUGCCAUAGUUUUUCUCACAAUCAAGAGAAUCAUGGAUCAAUCCGUUGUCGUUGAUGAUCCCCUGGAUGCGGUUGCUGUGCAUUUUGGCGGAGGAAUGCUGGCCUGGAAUGUCAUUGGAACAGCAACUAUUACAUUUUGGAGCCUUGGCACAACUGGACUGAUGUGCGCAGCACUCAAGUACACUAACGUACUCAGGGUUUCCAAACAGGAGGAACUCAAAGGAAUGGAUGAAAUGAAGCACCAAGAACCCGCUUAUCCAAUUGAGUCCUGGGUUGAGGAUCAAUACAAAAACCACGGUUUCAUCUUGCCACUAGGGGGCGCUCCAAAUACAGCUGGAACACUUGCCAUUGCAGUUUGGAGUUUUGUUCUGACUGGAUUGCUCUGUGGAAUCAUGAAGUACACUCACUUACUGAGGAUUGGUGAAGAAGAAGAAAUUAAAGGUCUGGAUGUUGCCAAGCAUGAGGAGCCUGCCUACCCAGUGGAGUCCUGGCUUGAGGACCAAUACAUCAAGCAUGAUUCCAUACUGCCACUAGGGGGCGCUUCAGUUUCUUCCCUAAAUGAAGCCAUACUUCCAGAGCUUGGUAAAAAUGGUGGUGGUGGUGGUGGGGGCAGCAAC
Molecule: messenger RNA, 681 nt
Organism: Notodromas monacha
Lineage: Eukaryota; Metazoa; Arthropoda; Ostracoda; Podocopida; Cyprididae
Source: the annotation of a GenBank genome assembly